Messenger RNA from Polypterus senegalus (gray bichir), 2377 nucleotides. Its product is annotated as kynurenine--oxoglutarate transaminase 1-like. Lineage: Eukaryota; Metazoa; Chordata; Cladistia; Polypteriformes; Polypteridae. The transcript is spliced from 12 exons. Gene Ontology annotation, cellular component: mitochondrion; cytoplasm. The record is from RefSeq and is a predicted model, not a curated record. The coding region runs from base 176 to 1357 and encodes 393 amino acids. Gene Ontology annotation, molecular function: L-kynurenine:2-oxoglutarate transaminase activity; pyridoxal phosphate binding. Gene Ontology annotation, biological process: biosynthetic process.
GGUCGGGGGCGUGUCCACAUGGCCCAGCCUCUGACGUUCGCUGCGCUUGUCACUACGGCGGACUCCUCGACUCCAGCAGUGGCUUUGUGACAUUUGAGGAGGCUGUUCGCUCGAGGGCCGCCACUGUCGCGCUUUCGGUGGUUUAUUUAACAGGCCGACUUUACGGCAGCUUAGGAUGUCACACAAGCGGCCUGCUCGCCGAAUCCAAGGAGUGGAAAAGAACAUCUGGUUGGAGUUCACUAAGAUGGCCGCCGACUAUAAGCCGGUCAAUCUCGGACAAGGCUUCCCCAACUUCUCUCCCCCGGACUUCGUCAGGCAGGCCUUCAGUGACGUCGUCUCAGGAGAAGACUGUCUGAUGCACCAGUACACCCGGGCUUUUGGCCAUCCCAACUUGGUGAAGAUCCUAGCCAAGCUGUAUGGGCAGCUCCUUGGUCAGAGCAUUGACCCGUUUGGUGACAUCCUGGUGACCGUGGGUGCCACUCAGGCUCUCUUCACGGCCUUUCAGGCGCUGGUGGAUGAAGGAGAUGAGGUCAUCAUCAUUGAACCCUUCUUUGACUGCUAUGAGCCGAUGGUGAAGAUGGCGGGGGGAAGUUGUGUGUUUGUGCCCCUAAGACCAAAGGGUACGCCAGACAAGCCGGCGCUGUCCAGUGGGGACUGGGCACUGGACCCUGAUGAAUUGGCCAGCAAGUUCACGGAGCGCACCAAAGCCAUCGUCCUCAAUACCCCCAACAAUCCUUUAGGGAAGGUGUUUAAGCGUGAGGAGCUGCAGGUGAUCGCCGAGCUGUGCUUGAAACACGACGUGGUGUGCAUCAGCGACGAGGUGUACGAGUGGAUCGUGUUUGACGACAACGCGCACGUCAAGAUAGCUAGCUUCCCUGGCAUGUGGGCACAGACGGUUACCAUUGGAAGUGCUGGCAAGACCUUCAGUGCCACAGGAUGGAAGGAAGCGGUGGCCCGAGGAUUUCAGAGGGAGUUGGACGUCUUGGGAAGACCAGAGAGCUACUUCUUUCAGUUACCACGGCAACUUCAGGAGAAACGCAACCGCUUGGCGGAGUGCCUGCUGUCGGUGGGCAUGCGGCCCAUCAUCCCUGAGGGGGGCUACUUCUUGAAUGCUGAUAUCUCCGCUCUCAAUGUAGAACUUCCCGACCCCGCUGAUGAUGAGGAGGAGCCCUACGACUAUCGCUUUGCCAAGUGGCUAAUAAAGACGAAGGGCCUGGCCACCAUUCCUGUGUCGGCUUUCUACAGCCCCGGGCACAGGAAGGACUUUGCCAGCUACGUCCGCCUCUGCUAUGUGAAGGAGGACUCGACUCUCGAAGCUGCUGAGAAGAUCUUGAAGGAGUGGCACCUGACAAAGUGAGCCACGUGUGUGAGUGCCAACAUCGGCAUGAUGCCAGGUCCGAUGUGCGCCCCACUUGGACCUCCUGUGUCAGGACUCUUUAAGGUAGUGGUGUAGGAUGAACUAACGCUGCCGUGAUGAUGAUGAUGAUGAUGAUGAUGAUGAAGAACACUUGCCAACCACUCUAAUCUGGUCACUCGUGGCACUGUGUCUUGCUCAUGUCUGAUUUAAUGGGUGAAUGGCAGCGGUGUCACAUUGUUUCUGUAAAGUGUGCCCUGCAGCCUUGUCACCCGACACUCCAAAGGGCCAUCGGUGCCAGCGAGUGACACUGUGCUUGAUUUAUUAAUUUGUGCCGAAUUGUCAAAUCACUAAUGAUGGAGAGACGUGACGGGCCUUUUAGACAAAGUGCCUCCCCGACUGAGCCGCCAGGUCCUGGACCCCCAAAGUUGAACCCGGGCUGAUGUGGCACCGGGUAGGAAUCUAGAAUGUCGCAGGCACAAGUUGUGGCGUUCAAAUCCCAGCUCAGCUCCUGCCAUCGUCAUCGUCCACUUUCUCCGGGCAGAGACUCCUGCAUUAGGCCUAGCGGUGCCAGGCUAGGUGCCAGGGCCCUUAAAUUGGACUAAGCUGCUGUGGCCCGCCAGCGCCAUCUGCCUGUCUCACUCCGUGUGUGUGUGGAGUCAGGACAGUCGGACUCCUCAGUGACAUCAUCAGCCCGCGACGUCCGGGUGACGCCCCCUAGCAACACAUCUUGGUGACCAACUUUACAAAAUGGCGGCGGCCACGGCGUUGUGAUGAAAUUCAGACCCCCCACUCUGACGAUGCUGCAGGUCACAGGACCCUGGAGAUUCUUCUGCCCGGGUGCCACACACGUGACUGGCUUUCGAUGGCCGUGUCCUCAAAGGGGCCAAGUUGAGUUUGUCUGCCUGUCUGCCCGUUCGUCUCUCUGGGUUUGCGUGAUUGCAUGAGAUAAGCGAGGGUCUCCAUGAUCAGGGGCUUGAAAUUCAGUGGCAAUAAACUGCAAUAAAUGAAAAGAAGAGCUGC